Molecule: messenger RNA, 837 nt
Organism: Microthlaspi erraticum
Lineage: Eukaryota; Viridiplantae; Streptophyta; Magnoliopsida; Brassicales; Brassicaceae
Source: the annotation of a GenBank genome assembly
AUGACAAACAGUGAGGGAAGUCGCGCUUCACAGAGGAGAAUGGUUGAGGGUGAAUCAAGCAAUGCAAGGGAGAGAAGGCUUAAAAUGCAAGCCGAUUUGGCGGCAAUGACUCAAAGGAUGGAAGAGUCUGAUGCAGAGGAGUAUGUAUACUCUGAGGAAGAGUCUGAGAUCGAGAGAUUGAGGGAGGAAAGGAGGACCAAGAAGAGGAAUGACCCCAUUAGUAGUGAGAGUGAGCAAGGGGAGUUUGAGAUUGGAGUGAACCUUGUUCAAGAGGAGGGUAAUGGCUAUCCAAGUGAAGAAGGAAGUGAUGAGUGUGAGAGUGAAGAGGAAAGAGAAGAGGUGAAUCAGUUGGUUGAUGAGAGUGAGCAAGAGAGUAACCAAGGUGAACCUAUGGAGGAGGUUGAGCCACAAGAGGAGGAAGAAGAACUCCCUAUGUACCAAGAGCACUACAAUGCUCUCUUCUCCAUGGACUUUGUGGAGACCAAGUACCCACAUGUUGACACAAUGAAGGCCCUUGGAAUCUUUGAAGAUGUGGAGCUAGUUCUCAAGAACAUGCACUUGGGAAGGUUUUUGUCUCAUCACAUGGAAUCCUACAAAGAGCUCACUUGUGAGUUCUUGGCUUCAAUGAGGUACCACUUGUACGAUGAGGAGAGAGUACUUGGACCAAGGUUGGGAUGGAUCACGUUCUUUGCAAGGAGGAAGAGAAUGGGACCAUUAGGGGGAACUCAAGUUCACUAUGGAGACAUGAGUGGAAUUCAAGGAAAAGCUCCAAUUUGGCACAAGCUGAUGGAGAGAUCAAGGAGAAGCCAACACAGGAAACUUGAUGCCUUUCCUUGA